This is a messenger RNA of Nematocida major, 840 nucleotides long. RefSeq lists its product as uncharacterized. The record is from RefSeq and is a predicted model, not a curated record. The coding region runs from base 1 to 840 and encodes 279 amino acids. Gene Ontology annotation, cellular component: cytoplasm; mitochondrion. The transcript has a single exon. NCBI's taxonomy places the organism in Eukaryota, Fungi, Microsporidia.
AUGCAGACCCCGUUUAUACAGAGAGUGGCUGCAGCCGUAGAGCAAGAGUACCCGAAAGAAAGGGCAGACUCCUCGUGGGACAACACAGGCAUUCUCCUGGAGUUUGACAACACUGAAGAGUCUCUCCUCCUGUGCAUCGACCUGACCGAAGAAGUCCUGAGCGAGGCCGUGUCCGAGGGCAUAACCACAAUCCUCGCGUACCAUCCGCCCAUAUUCUCUGCAAUAAAGAAAAUAACCCGAGAAAACGUGAUUCUGCACGGGUGCAUAAACAGCCGAAUAUCCGUGUACUCCCCGCACACGGCACUAGACGGGGGAAAGAACGGGAUAAACUACUGGAUGGGCCAGCACAUCACAGGGCUCACGCACGCGGCAUCCUCCGGGUACGUGCAAAUAUACCGGAACGAGAGCACGAUAGAAAGCAUCCUAGAAGAGCUUGCAGCAAAACUCUCCCUCGACACGAUCCGGUACUCUCUGGGGACUGGGCACUCGCUUGCCUCCAUUCCGGAGGUAGUUGCAAUAGGCGCAGGCGCAAGCAGCCGGCCCAUAAAAAGGCUUGUUCCGGAGACGCGUCCAGCGCAGGCGGCAGUCCCGGGGGAAGAGGCUUCUCCCCUCCCGGAAAGCAGCAAAAUUCAGCUGGCGAUCACGGGGGAGGCCUCGCACCACGACCUCCUGUACUUCAAAAAGUGCGGGGUCUCGGUGCUCCUUCUAGAACACUCUCGCAGCGAGCGGGGCUUUCUCCAGGUGCUGCACUCGCACCUGCAGGCUGCCCUUCCAGGGGCACGCGUGAAACUGUCAGCGCAUGACAGGGACCCCGUGUAUUUCUACACAAAGAGCAAGUAA